AUGGCAGGGUCCCUGGAGGUGAACCUGACUCAGCCUGUCCGCACAAGCACUGGCUCUGAACGGUCCCUGCUGGCCUCAGAUGAGAUGUGCAGCCUCAUCGUUGAAAAGGGGCAGGGGCAGGGGCAGGGGCAAGUAGAAGAGGAUCCUGAUGCCAUUGUGAAAGGCUGGCUGCAAAGGGAAGUGCGAGGGAGUGUGAAGCCCUCCUGGAUCAGGCCCCGGAAGUACUGGUUUGUGCUGACCCAGGACUCCCUCGACUACUACAGCAGCAAUGAGAAGGGGGCCAGGCGCCUGGGCAUGCUGGUGCUCACCAGCCUCUGCUCCGUGCUGUGGCCUGACAAGCAGACCUACAAGGAGACUGGCUACUGGUCUGUGGUGGUGUUUGGUAGGAAGCACUGCUACCGCCUGUACACGGAGCACCUGAAUGAGGCUGUCCACUGGGUGUGUGCUGUGCAGAAGGUCAUUGACAGCAAAGCCCCUGUGCAGACACCAACGCAGCUGCUCAUGCGUGACAUUGAGGUGAGACUGGGGUCNNNAGAGAUCCUGGAGCAGAUCUACCGCUGCAACCCAAUUCUUCGCUACACCAGCAGCCCACUCUAUGCCCCCCUGCUCCCCUUCCCCUAUGGCAGCAUGGACCAAAGUGCCCCCAGUGCCCAUGGCUACACAACACUGCGUGAUGAGGCUGUGAAGCUCUUCAACUCUCUGCAGCAGUUGGAGGCAGAGCAGGACCCAGGGCCCCUGAUCCAGGGCAUCCUGCAGACCUGCUGGGACCUGCGGCCCCUUGUUGAUGAGAUCUACUGCCAGUUGGUGAAGCAGACCACAGAGCCACCAGCACCUGGGGAGCAGGGUGACUUGCGCUACUGGCAGCUGCUCACCUGCAUGAGCUGCACCUUCCUGUCCUCCCUUCCUGUCCAGCGCUUCCUUCACUUCCACUUGGACAGGACAGAGAGCAGGUUCCCUGACUCGGAAAUGGCCAAGUAUGGGAGCUUCAUCAGGGAGGCCCUGGGCAAGACGCAGGGGCGGGAGUGUGUGCCCUCACUGAAUGAGAUUGCAGCGCUUAUCCAGCGACAGGAGAUGGUCUGCACUGUGCACUGCCCUGGUGCGGCCUCCUACAGCGUGGCCAUCAGCUCGCACACAACAGCUGAGGAGGUGGCCCAGGAGCUGGUGUCUCGGCUGGGCCUGUCCCAGAGCCCCAACAUCUUUGCGCUCUAUGAGCAGAGCCGGCACUAUGAGCAGCCUGUGGGGAGGGCCAUGCUGGUGGCUGACGUCCUCACCAGGUUUGAAAACCUGGCAGUGGAGGAGACAAUGCGGGACUCGUCUUGGAGGCUGUGCUUCAAACACUAUGGCUUUUUGGACACAGAGAAUGUGCCACGUGACAGUGUGGAGUUCACCCUCCUCUUUGAGCAGGCCCAUGAGAUGGUGAUUCGAGGCUACGUGCCCACAUCGGAGGAGAUGCUGCAGACCCUGGCUGCCCUGCGCCUGCAGAGCCUCAACAGUGACUUCUCCACGCACGCCCCCUUCCCACGCCUGGAGGAGCUCUUCCCAACCAGUGUGCUACACGCCCGCCUCCAGGCCCCCCAGCAGGCCCCUGCCUCAACCAAGUGCCCUGGCCCCCGCUUCCGUGCGGGGCUGCUGGCUGGCGCCCUGCCUGGUGGCCUGUGGGGUCACUCGCUGGCCAAGCAGCAGGCUGAGCAGGACCAGAAACUGCGUGGGCGCCUGCGGGAGGAGGGGGCCAGCAUGAUGGCUGCCAUUGUGGAGAAGUGGAAAUUGCUGCAGGGCAUGGGCCGGCCUGAGGCCAUGGCAGCCUACAUGGCGCUGGUCCGGGAGUGGCCAGCCUUUGGCUCCACCCUCUUUGAUGUGCAUUUCCACGCGAGCUUGGUGGGCACUGGGCCCCAGCGGCUGUGGCUGGGCAUCGGGGCCAAGGCUGUGUCACUGUACAAGCCUGGGGAGGCUGAGCCCAUGGACAGCUUCUGUUAUGGCCAUAUCUCCUCCUUCGGUGUGCCUGACAGCAGCACUUUCCGCCUCUCCAUAGGAGACAGGGAUCUGCUCUUUGAGACCUCCCAGGUGGAUGAGAUUGCCCAGCUCCUGAACAUGUACCUCACCAGCUUGGGCACCAGGCAGACGCCCCGGUUGGAAGAGCCAGCUGGUCACCGCAGCCCAGUGCACGUGCCUGACUCGGGCCUCCCUCUCCCACAGGGACUCUGCUUUGCCCCUGAUCUCUGGAGUCAUCAGCCUGAUGCCAGCUCCUUCCCCAGUUAGCUCUCUGGGGUCAGCAUUCUAGUCCAUGUGGCAUGAGCUGCAGAGCAGGCUAAUGUACCAGGAUCUGUGAGGUGCUGGGUCUGCCCCAGUUACUUGUGCCCUGCUGAUGGUAAAGGAGUGCCAGUCUGCCCCUGUGGCUGCUGUGCUAGGGAGCUCAGAGCUUGGGACACCGCUGGAGGAGUGAAGCGGACAGGCAGGAGUGUUGGGUUGGAGACCUUGACUCUACAUGCUCCUGAGGAAAAGACGCUGUUCCUGGGGGGCCCUCACUGCCCCCAGCUUUGGGUAGGGGUGUGGGGCAUCUGUCCUGGGCACCCACUUCCCUGGGCAGUAGUUGGUUUCCCUCCCUGGUUUAUCUCCUUAAUUUAUUUAUAAAAAACCCUCUCCCCCAACGCGCGAGCACCUUUGGCUGUUACAGUGCACCUGCAGGAUGCCCGAUGCAGGAUGCUUGCUCCCAUUCCUGGUAGUUCAUAGCAGUCCAACAGGUGUGGUUUUCCCUUGGCCACUCCUGCCCGUCCCACAGGAAGGCACUAAAGAGGAAGCUGGGCAGGUUGUGCCUUGCAGGGCUCCAGGGCUCUGGGGAAGAAGUGAGAGAGCUCCUGUGGGCAGGUGCCUGCUGCCUGGAUGCUGCUGCAUCCUGGCACCUGGGGUGACUGGAACUGGUGGUGGGAUUGUUCUCCCAGCACUUGCAGUGUGAAGGAGGCAGCUUAUUAAUGCGGGCUGGGCUCUUCCUUGUGGCUCUACCCAUGGAGAGCUGGUGCUGGGACCUGCUUGGCUCUUGUUUCUUGCCUGGUCUUCAGGACUAGUGUUUCUAACUCCCACUCCAGAGGGCUCCAGCUAGCACUGUUCCCAGGUGUAGAGUGUUUCCUGCAGUGGCCUGUGCCCUUUCCUGGCUGUGGGGCCCGUGGUUGCCCAGUCUGUGUGAGGCUGUUUGUUGGCCUCCUGCUGGCUGAGCAGGCUGGGCUGGACCUGUUCCACUGGGGGUUGCCCACCAGCCUGGUGCCUUUGCAAGCUUGUUCCCAGUGAAAGGGGGCUGUCUGGAA
Molecule: messenger RNA, 3296 nt
Organism: Alligator sinensis (Chinese alligator)
Lineage: Eukaryota; Metazoa; Chordata; Crocodylia; Alligatoridae
Gene: PLEKHH3
Product: pleckstrin homology, MyTH4 and FERM domain containing H3
Exons: 13
Coding region: 1-2256 (751 amino acids)
Biological process (GO): signal transduction
Cellular component (GO): cytoskeleton
Source: RefSeq, a predicted model, not a curated record